Botrytis byssoidea is the source of this 207-nucleotide messenger RNA. RefSeq lists its product as uncharacterized. The record is from RefSeq and is a predicted model, not a curated record. The transcript is spliced from 3 exons. NCBI's taxonomy places the organism in Eukaryota, Fungi, Ascomycota, Leotiomycetes, Helotiales, Sclerotiniaceae. The coding region runs from base 1 to 207 and encodes 68 amino acids.
AUGCAUUGUCUCAUUGUUUCAUCAUCAUCAUCUACAAUGUUGGUUGCUGGUUGUUGGUUGUUGAUCGUUGGUAGAGAGAUAUCAUAUCAUGUCAAGGCUACUGUAGAAUCUGAUAAGGUUAACCUUAAUGGCUCCACGUGCACUUUCCAGCAUGCUGGGCUGAUAACAUUGACAUGUCACGACAACAAGAUUGGGCUCAAUGCAUAG